CGUGUACACUGCUUUGCUAAAAUAACUGAAGCUAUGAUAUUUUAUCAAAGCCUAGAAUGAAAAUUAGGAGAAAGAAUGAACAAUUAGCUAGAUGUGGUUCCUUUGCUGCAUGACUUAAGUGCUUUUAGCACCUAGUUAUUACAGCAUAUUCACAGCGAUGUUACAGUGUAAUCAACAUUUCUGUAAACAUACAGUAAUACCAAAAUAUAUGGGUAUGGGGGCAACGUGACAUAUUGUUUGGGUUGGAUUUCCUUUUACACCAUGACAGCUGACCCUUUUACACCUUUUAAUGUUUGUUAACUCGGUAAUAUCCUAACGUCAGUAAUGUAUACAUCAACUGUAAGAAUUAACGCUGACGGGUUUUUUGUGACUUUUGAUAGCCUAUGGUUUUGUCUCAUGUGAAAGCAGUCCAGAAGUCAAGACCAAUGAAGAGCCAUGAAUCACGAAGCAGAAAGAUUAUUAUUGGAGUGUGUAUGGUUAUAAGAAAAGAGAUUGAGAGAGAACUAGCUCUAUCUUAUCAGUUAGGGCGCACGGUGACUUAAUGUUUAGCACGUUCGCCUCACACCUCCAGGAUUGGGGGUUUGAUUGUGCAGAGUUUGUGUCUCCGGGUACUCCGGCUUCCUCCCCCAGUCCAAAGAUAUGCAUGGUAGGCUGAUUGGCACGUCCAAAGUGUCUGUAAUGUGUAUGUGAGUGUGCCCUGCGAUGGAUUGGCACCCUGUCCAGGGUGUACCCUGCCUUGUACCCAAUGCUCCCUGGGAUAUGCUCCAGGAUCCUCGUGACCCUGUAGGAUAAGCGGUAUAGAAGUGGAUGGAUGGAUGGAUGGAUCUUCUCGGUUACUAUUUGCACUUCAUACGUUUGAGCACCAGAUGGCGGUAGCGUGUUUUAAAACAUCGGAUAAUGAGUUGUAUUGGAAAAACGUUUGUGAGGAAAGUCUAAUUACUUCAGAAAGUUAAUGUUGGCGUCACUAGAAUUUUAACUCUGUAAAUACGCCGUGCUGUUUACCCUGCUUUUGUUUACUUCCGGUUUCUAAACCCGGAAGUGUGAAAAGAGUCCCUUCUAGUUUGUUUACAUUCCUUCUCCAGAACUGACCCGCUUGAACAAUAUUCUCCCUGACAACAGUGGACAGUGUGUCGACAUUUUAACGAUUUGCAGCCGUUCUUUGUUUUUUAAAGGACCGUAAUGGACCUUCAGGAAUACUUCAGAAGGAUCGGGUUCGGCGGGACGUACGAGAAACCCGAUCUGGCCACGCUCCGCACCGUCCACGAGCUGCACGUGAUGAGCGUUCCCUUCGAGAACCUCAGCAUCCACUGUGGAGAGAGGAACACCAUGGACCUGCAGAUCAUUUAUGAGAAGAUUGUGAGAAACCGUCGUGGAGGAUGGUGCUGUGAAAACAACCUGCUCUUCUCCUGGGUGCUGAGAGAGAUGGGCUACAAAUACACCACGCUGGGCUCUAGAGUCUUCAAAACGUUCAAAAAUGACUUCGGCCCCUUGGAUUCACACCUCAUUAACAUGGUGGAGAUCGAAGGCAAGCCGUAUAUCGCAGACGUGAGUUUUGGAGUGUCGUACCAAAUCUGGUACCCGUUAGAAAUGAUCGCAGGGAAAGAUCAAGAGCAGCCGGCGGGGAUUUUCCGCCUGUUGAACGACGGUGAGAAGUGGAUGCUGGAGAAGACUGGAAGGAAGCCGCUGGUCCAGAAUGAAGCCUUCGCCAAUUCCAGCCUCAUUGACAAGCGCCUGACGACGAUGCUGUACUCUUUUGUGUUAACACCGCGUGAGAUUGACCAUUUUCUGAACACAAGCGAGUACCUGCAGACCAGCCCCGAGUCUCUGUUCACCCAGAAAUCCAUUUGUUCCCUCCAGACCUCCACUGGAUUCAGAGCUCUGAUUGGUUGGACCUUCAGUGAAGUCACAUUCAACCCUGAGGAAGAUACAGACAUGUAUGAGAUGAGAGAUCUAGCUGACAGCGAGAUAGAGACUAUACUCAAGGAAAAGUUUAAUAUCGUUUUAAUUAAUAAACUGACACCAAUAAACAACAAAGCUGCAAAUAAUCUGUAGAACAUGGUGUGUACACAAUGUGCAGAUUUUUGUAUAAGGCCCUAGAUCAUAUUCUCAGUCUUUUGGGCAAACAAACCCAAUUUUAAUAUAGCUUUACACAGAUUAUAAUCUGAAAAGUGGGCCGUCGUUUGCACCACAACUCUGCUACACAUGGUUUCGCUUGUAAAUCCAUAUUCAGUCAUCGUUUCAGCAUAUUUAUGUUAGUUUUCUUGACUUCUUUUGCUCCAGUGAGUCGGAGUAACUAGGGACAACUUUAAUUUUCCCUCUGAGGGAAUCUAUAAAGGUUCCAGACAGAACCUUACAACAAAGAGUUUUCCUAUUAAAAGUUUUGUUUGUUUGUUUGUUUGUUUGGUGGAAGCUAAGAACCCUUGAUUAUCCAAUUAAACCUUGAAGAAACCUUUGUGUAUAUGUGUGUGUGUUUGUGUGUGUUAAUUGGGUAGGUGCAUGUUACAAGUUACAAAUCAUUAGGUUUUUCUUAAUACCGAGAACCUGUCUUUUCAGGAAAGGAAUGCAAGAUGAAAAUUUCUAAAGAGUUGAAAAGUCUUAAACAUUGGCUCAUGAACGUUAAGGUGAUGGAAUACGAAUCUAACAGCUGUUGUGUAAAGAUUACAGAAGUUAGUAACUUAUUUCAUGCACAUUUGAUGUUGAGUUAUAUAAUCAUUUGGUCCAGACUCGAUGCCAAUACGGUAAGACUUUCAUAGUGUAAUCUAUCACAUGAUGUGUCAUGUGGCGACUAAAAAAUAAAAAGGACUGUGUAUGAAACAAACUGUACAUGACACUGUGUUUAGCUCUUUAGAGCAGAUAAUACCGGAUUGAUAAAGAGGUCAAGAAGGGAAGGGAAACUUGUGAAUAAAGGAUGUUGAACUAAAAAUGAUAAUAAAAUAGCAAUGAUGGGUCAGUUUACAGGUCUUUGAGUGUCUUAAAAAGCCAGUUUUGUUCAUGAUACCACUGAACAUUGAAUUCAUAUUUGCACAAAAUUAACAUUAAAACAGCUUUUCAAGAAAGGGUCCUUCAUUAGAUUGAAAUUAUUGCAAAAGAAAAAUGUUCUUCUAGUGAUGAAAUAUAAAGGUUUGUUCACAUGAGGCUUCAUUAUAUUGUUUAAUCCAAUGAUUUGGGGGUUUGUUUGUUUUUUUGUUGGGUUUUUUUUUUUUUUU
Ictalurus furcatus (blue catfish) is the source of this 3206-nucleotide messenger RNA. RefSeq names its product arylamine N-acetyltransferase, pineal gland isozyme NAT-10-like. The coding region runs from base 1180 to 2052 and encodes 290 amino acids. The record is from RefSeq and is a predicted model, not a curated record. Gene Ontology annotation, molecular function: acetyltransferase activity. The transcript is spliced from 2 exons. Lineage: Eukaryota; Metazoa; Chordata; Actinopteri; Siluriformes; Ictaluridae.